This is a messenger RNA of Nothobranchius furzeri (turquoise killifish), 1316 nucleotides long. RefSeq names its product BCL2/adenovirus E1B 19 kDa protein-interacting protein 3. Lineage: Eukaryota; Metazoa; Chordata; Actinopteri; Cyprinodontiformes; Nothobranchiidae. Gene Ontology annotation, cellular component: mitochondrial envelope; mitochondrial outer membrane; endoplasmic reticulum. Gene Ontology annotation, biological process: mitochondrial outer membrane permeabilization; positive regulation of apoptotic process. The record is from RefSeq and is a predicted model, not a curated record.
CAGCAUCAGUGGCCGGUGUCCACAUCAUAGUUCCUAAUACAGGAGUGAUUCCUUUUCACUACCCUGUCCUCUCUGGUCAGUGUCACCAGCUCUCCCUGCUGCGAUCCCAGCUUCCAGCCAGCGUUUGAUCAUGUCCGUGUCCGACUUGGAGACUCCAGAGGAUGGACCUUACGGGUCCUGGGUCGAGCUAGAGGAGUUGAUUGCAGCCGUGAGCCGCAGGGAGAGUCUGACAGGAUCUCAGGACAGCAUCUCCACUGCCCUUCAGGGGGAGCUAGAGAGGAUCCUUCUGGAAGCACAGCUGGAGUGUGAGAGGAGUCGAGACAGUCCUCCUCUAGUGGUGUCAUCACAGUCUACCAGUUCUCCCAGACCCACCAGUGAACAGGACAGUGAUUGUGUUCCCAUACAGGAGGAAGCUGAGAGGCGAGCAGACACAGAAUGGGUUUGGAAUUGGUCCAGUAGACCUGAAAAUGUGCCUCCAAAAGAGUUUGUGUUUCAACACCCGAAACAGCAGACUUCCCUCAGCGUUAGGAAGACCGAGGUGAUGAAAAGAGGAAUCUUCUCAUCUGAUGUUCUUCUCAUUCUUGUUCCCUCACUUCUGGCUUCCCAUCUGCUCACACUCGGAGUCGGGAUCUACAUAGGAAAGCGGCUGGCUGCUUCCACCACCAGUACGCUGUAAAGAUGGCUGAUCUUGGUUGCUAACAGUCUGCCCAACGAGGUCACAGUUCACCCUCCUCCCCACACUAAUUCGCCUCCGUCCCUCACCACGGAGCAAACAUAGGACCUGCCUGUAUAUCCCUCUGUCUGUCCAGCUGUGUUUAAUUUUUUCGCUCAGUCUUUCUUGUCAAAUGUGCUUGUGGUAGAGCUCAAGGAGCAGAUGGAUGCUGACCAAUGAGUCGGACUGAGGUCAGUAUCACAUUUCUGCAGAGUAGCACUGAUCUCAACAGGCUGAAGCCCAAUCUCAGGGAAGGGAUUACCCAGAAACGAGAGCAAGAGGAGAAUAAGAAUGAUGCAGCACUUUGAUAAGAGGAGAAUGGAACAGAGUGUUCUGAUAAAAUCAAAUAGAUGAUGGUAUUCUCCCAAUCUCCGAUAAAGCAAGAUGUCUGUCAUCUGUCCAGCGUAAUGACCCUUCGUAUGUCUGAGCUGCUACAAGGGGCUUUGGGUUUUUACCUUUGAUGAGUCUAACGUAGACUUUCUAGCUGGCUGAGUGAAUGUAGGGAGGGUUGUGAUUGCACUCUUUGUUCCACAGACCAAUUAAAUAUUUGACCUCUGACAAAGACAGUCAUGAUUCCAUUAAACGUUACUCCUCAGAACCUAAA